ACACGGGGUCAUUGUUUUACUGGUUGGGGUACAGGCUGCAUGAUAAAAAUCUGGAGUAAAGCUGAGUAAUAACUGCGGAAGACUUUUUGUUGUUCCUGUCUAGACAGACGCAUUUUUUUUUUAAUUCUGUUUGCCGGUUAACCUCCUGAUGUCGGAGAACUUUCUCCUGUCGCCACGCUGCAGGUCUCCUCUGUGUUCACGAGUCGUGAACAAUGAAAACCGGCAGCACAUCAACUCUCAUUCUGCUGGAGAUGAUCUACGUCACAUUAAUCCCAGCUCUGAAUGCAUCAACGAUCAGCGUCCUGCCCGAGGUGACUGGAUAUCUUGGGCAUGAUGUCACCCUGCCAUGCCACUUCAUCAAAGCAUCAACAAAUUUCACUGUUGUUCAGGUUCAGUGGGAUCGGCUGGAACCAGAAAGAUAUACAAUCCUUGUUUCUAAUCCCCAGUUUGGGGUGAACAUCUCUGAUAGUCCUCUGAAAGAGAAGGUGAACGUCACAGAACAGUCGUUGAUAAUUAAAGAUGUCGAACUGGAGGAUGCAGGGCUGUACAGUUGUCUCCUUACAAUCUACCCCAGUGGUCCAUUUGAGAGAACGACCAAACUCAUUGUUCGAGAACAGCUGCCAUUAUCAUCAGGGCAGGUGUCCGGUAUAGUGAUCGCUGUCAUACUGCUGGUGGGGAGCAUGGCAGCCAUAACGUAUUUCUUCUUCAUCAGAAGGUUUGACUCUUCAGGCAGCCACAGUGUCUUCAGUGACACAGGUGGGACAGUGAUGGAUGUGUCCAAGUCAUCUGGCAUUGAAAGAGCUGAGGACGUGGUCUACUCUGGAGUCAAGCUCAAACCACUGAGAGGUGAGACGACCUCGAGCAAUGAUGAACACAGGAGGCCGUCGAAUGCAGACGUCACAUACGCAGAUGUUAUGAUUUUGGGUCGGAGGCCAAAAUGAGGGCAAAAAAUAAGAAAUCACUUUCAAAGCUGCUGUUUGUAAAGUACAUUUAUUAUAGUCUUGGUAUCAUUCCACAUAUUGUAAUAUGGAUGAAUGGACCUGUGGUCUGAGUGCCAGCUCAACGACAGCCAUUCUCGCCGCUCCGUGAGGCCACAAUCUUCACCAUUUAAUCAAUUAAUUAUCAAUUUAAUAACUGGCACGAGACAAACUACAGCUGAGGCUGAUGAGAGUAUAACCUAAACUAGAUUGACCCUUUACUUCGCUUCACUAGAUUUCUUGGAAAUCAGUGGCGUAGUUUUUGCAAAAUAUCUUUGCAGUAUAAAACAUAACCUUUUUGGAGAAGGUAAUAACACUUUGUCCUGAGAGGCAGCUCCAUGAAAAAUCUGUUAACGAGGUAACUCCAAAACAUCCUCCUUUAAUGUGUGAAUUAGAUUUGAUUACCUGUAGCUGCUCCUGGAUUUCAAUAAAGAGCUUCUGAGUCCA
Pleuronectes platessa (European plaice) is the source of this 1424-nucleotide messenger RNA. RefSeq lists its product as uncharacterized. The transcript is spliced from 7 exons. The record is from RefSeq and is a predicted model, not a curated record. NCBI's taxonomy places the organism in Eukaryota, Metazoa, Chordata, Actinopteri, Pleuronectiformes, Pleuronectidae. Bases 213 to 941 code for a protein of 242 amino acids.